UAAUUGCAUUUAGUUUUAUUAAUCAAAUUAUAUUCCUCUGCUCUAAUUUCUUAAAUUUCGACUCCAGUCGUUGAAGGAAUCGACUUUAAAUGUUUGUUCGAUCUUUAGUUAACAGCUGAUUGGUGAAAUAACUUUUUCUGGCGGCUGAUUUUGCAUUUAAACCAUAUCUAUAUAAAUCGUGGUGAUUGUGUUUAUAUUGCGAAUCUCUAGAAUGAAAACAAUUCGAUGACAUAUAUAUAAAUAACAAACGACAUGGUGUUACCGUUAGAGGAAAAGGCUAAAUUGAAUAUGGAAUCUGCUGGUGUAUUUAUAAUAGAUCCGUGUGUCUUAUCUAAAGCGAAAGAGCAGCAUAAUAACAGUGUAAUAUUGAAAGAUCAACAGAAAUCAUCUGACUCCACAGCGAGUACACACGUUACUAUAACGUCAAGCGCACCGUCAAAAGCAGAGCAAACGUUAAAAGGACAUCAAAACCUAGCUGCCUUAAGUACUGAUUCUUCCGCCAAACUACCUACGACAUAUGCUUUGCCGGUGCAAGGUGCAAUGCCGAAAGUGUUGAAAACAACUGCCUUGAAUAAGGACAUCACUGAACGAUUACUUAGCAUACAUACUACGAUAAAGGAAGUUGCAAAGGCAAAAUUGACACAAGUGUUAAAGGAAAAUCAUCAAGCACCUGUCUUAGUUAAUCAUCCCUCUGCUCGAUUGCUUAGUACAAACGCUAUAGUACCAGUACGCAAAACCCCUGUUUCGAUUAAGAAUCCCUCUACUGCUUUGUCCAAGACUCUUACAAAGGCUAGUCCGGUAACAUUACCGAGAAAAAUGAAUGCGUUUGUGCUACAAACUAGCAAAUUGACGAUUUCGGAUGCUGCGCGAAAUAAAGAAAUUCAAAGAUUAAGAGAAAUGAAUAAAAAUAAAAAUCAUACUCAAUUACAAUCGAAGCCAUUAACGACACUAAGCACAACAACAAAGUCAAAUAAUUUACAGGUUAACCAAACUACUCCAAUUCAAACACAAGCAUGUUCGGCACAAUAUUUUGAAUUUGUCAAUGAAGCUUUAUUUGAUGAGGAGGAUUUGGCGAAAAACCCCGUUAGCUCAGAGACUGAUUCGGAUGAGGAAGAAUUGAAAAUUGAGGAAAAUUUAAUUGAAUAUGCUUUGAGUAAUCCUAUAUAUGAUAAAGUUGAGUGUACUUCAAUUGCUGUACAAACUGAGGAAGCUGCUGAAGAUCGUAUUCACUGCGGUUUUGUAAAUGUCUCAAAAACUGGUUGUGAUAAAUACUUCAAUCUUCGUUGCUUUUAUUGCGAUGCAGAAUUUCCCAUUUCAUUUUGGUCUGAAUUCUCCGAUCAUGUAAUUUUUACGCAUAAAGAUUUGGAAAACUCUUAUGUUAAAAACGAUGUUAAGUCAACGGCAAAUGAAGAGAUUGAUACUUUCUUUGAUGCAGAUUUCAAAUUUCCGCUAACAUUGACAAAUUUGAAUGCAAUGAAUCUGUUCAAUGAUACAGACUCAAGUGAUCAAGAAUUCAUAAAGGAGCCACCGCAAAAAAAGCCAUAUGAAAAAUCAAUAAAAGUCGAGCCCAUAGAAUGUAAACCAAAACUUGUCAUAACGAAAGUGCCAACGGACGAACUACUUCCAGAAGACUUUAAUGAAGCUAAUGAUUGGGAUAGUGAUAGUGAUAAAGAACAAUUUCACAUGUCUGUUAAAAGUUAUAAUCCCAAUAUAGAUCAUUGUUAUACUCAAGGUAUGAAUGUUGUUGAAAAGGUAGCAAAUGAGGAGCCAAUAGAUCAGAUAAGUUUCGCUAAAACGCCACGCCAUAUUGUUAUGGAUUUCUUGGAACAUUUAAAAGGCUUUCCAAGUUUAUGGUUUGCGCGAGACGUGGAUUCAGAGAGAUAUGAUAACCAAUUAUUAGAUUUAAAGUCUAUAAUCUCAGAAAAAUGGGGUCUCAACUUGAAAAGGGGUUAUCUGCGUAAAAAUCUAGAAAAUAUAAAAGCUUGGUUUGUUGCUAUGACCAAAGCGAAACAAGUAAGUGAUGGUAAAAACUUUACUAAACAGUUUAUUGAGUACUACGACAAAUGUGCAGAAUAUUUGCCUUGUGGCAACUUGAAUAAACCAGAAAAAAUUUACUGUGAUCUAUGCCAUCGGUUCUGCUAUGAUCAGAUUGGCUUACAACUACAUAAAUAUCGUUGGCAUAGCAUUGGUCAACUGCCAUACGCAUGCAAUAAGUGUGACAAACGUUUCGAUUAUAUUCACAAACUACGCAAUCAUUUGCAAAAGAAGCACGCACCACCACCUCAAAUACCAGCAGAAAUGACUUGCGGUCUGUGUGAAGAGAAAUUUACACAAGUAAAUGAAUUUAAAAAACACUUCAAUACACAUUUAAUGUGUAUUUGUGACAUAUGUGGUUACCGCACUAAAACCAUGGGAUCCCUAGGCAUACAUAAAAGGAGUCAUCAGCCGCCGAAGCCACCAAUGGUGCCAUUAGUUUGUGUUGAAUGUGAUUUCAAGUGUUACACUCAUGGUAAGAUGAAUAUGCACAAAAAGACCCAUGGCGAACCCGGUUAUCAUUGCGAGAUUUGCCCAAAAAAAUUCCAUUAUGCGCAUUAUUUGAAAAAGCAUAUGGCUUGUCAUGAAGGAAAGCUCGAUUACAUUUGCGAGACAUGUGGCAAACUCUUUGUACGUAAAGCAUACCUGCAGGAUCACGUGAAAUAUGCGCAUAUGGGUAAAGGCUUUUGUAAAAUUUGUAAUCGAAAUUAUAACAAAAGUUCUAUAUUCCAUAAACAUUUGCGAAAUGUUCAUAGACCGUUAAUUGGUACAAUUGAAGAAUUAACAAAACGACGGCACAGAAAUGUCGGUAUCCGUGUCAGCCAGAAAGGUAAGGGUACCGGUCCGCGUUUACAGAUGCGUAAAUACACAUAUGUCUCGGAUCCUGUGACGCAAAAACGUCGUUUGUUAUGUCCGAAAUGUGAUAAAAGUUAUUAUCAAUAUGAUUCAUUAUACUUGCAUCUGAGAAACAAACACGGUUGCGGCGCAUGGGUUCACAAGAAGCCUAGAGUACGCAGUAAGGUUACUGCUAAGCCGGCUAAAGAUAUCGUAGCCGAAAACACAGCUGAAGCGGCAGCUGCUGUUAACACAAUCGUUGAGAACGCUGAUAUAAGCCAAAAUGAUCCUGUGGAUCUUAGUAAAACGCCUUGCAACGGUAAUGAAACUAAUGACUUCAAGGAUGUAAUGUCAUUGUCUUCAUUUGAAAAAUGCAGCAAUAAAAUUCCUUCAAAUACUGAUUUUACUCUACAAUCCACGAGUGGCGGCCACCAGCAACAAUUCGUGUUAAAAGCAGGAAAUAUAAGCGAUAUCAAAAUGGAAAAUACUCCAGUUAUUGAUUUUGAAUAUUUACUAUUCAAGUAUGAUGGUACAAAAUUUACGUAAAAGUCUACUAUUUUGUGUAUAUACAUAUGUAUAUAUAUGUAUGUAUAUAUGCAGACCAUUUUUUUAUUGCAAAUAUGUGU
Messenger RNA from Ceratitis capitata (Mediterranean fruit fly), 3494 nucleotides. RefSeq lists its product as uncharacterized. NCBI's taxonomy places the organism in Eukaryota, Metazoa, Arthropoda, Insecta, Diptera, Tephritidae. Gene Ontology annotation, cellular component: nucleus. Bases 253 to 3414 code for a protein of 1053 amino acids. The transcript is spliced from 6 exons. The record is from RefSeq and is a predicted model, not a curated record.